Messenger RNA from Triticum dicoccoides, 1495 nucleotides. RefSeq names its product leucine-rich repeat extensin-like protein 3. NCBI's taxonomy places the organism in Eukaryota, Viridiplantae, Streptophyta, Magnoliopsida, Poales, Poaceae. The annotation marks the transcript as partial. Gene Ontology annotation, molecular function: protein binding. The transcript has a single exon. The record is from RefSeq and is a predicted model, not a curated record.
CCCACUCACCCUUCCUUCCUCCUCGGCUCCGCCGUACGCGUUGAGCUGUGUGCGCGUUUAUAGCUGGCCUCUGUCCUCCUCCUCCUCACCGUCUCUCUCCCUCUGUCCCCGCACUCCACUCCCCUCUCCCCCUCUGACAGCGCCCGGCCAACCGGCGCGGAGAUCUCGCCGUCGCGCGGGAGAUGAGAUGAUGCGAGCCGCGCUACUCCUGCUCGUCGCCCUCGCCGCCGCCGCCAGGGCCGCGGCGUCGGGCUUCUCCGGCUAUGGAGGGGGCGAGGGGGCCGGAACGGCGGCGGCGGUGGAGGUGGAUCCGUCGUGGCAGUUCCCGAGCCGCCGCAUCGAGGACGCCUACGUCGCGCUGCAGACCUGGAAGCGCCACGCCAUCUUCUCCGACCCGAAGAACCUCACCGCCGACUGGGCGGGCCCGGACGUCUGCAAUUACACGGGCGUCUUCUGCGCGCCGCUGCCGUCCGACCCGCGCGUGCUCGCCGUCGCCGGCGUUGACCUCAACCACGGCGACAUCGCGGGCUACCUCCCGCCGGAGCUCGGCCUGCUCGCCGACCUCGCGCUGCUGCACCUCAACUCCAACCGCUUCUGCGGCAUGAUCCCGGGCACGCUCCGCCGCCUCAGCCUCCUUCACGAGCUCGACCUCAGCAACAACCGCUUCGUCGGGCCCUUCCCCGAGGUCGUGCUCGACAUGCCGGCGCUCCGGUUCCUCGACCUCCGGUUCAAUGAGUUCGAGGGCGGCGUGCCCAGCCGCCUCUUCGACAAGCCGCUCGACGCCAUCUUCCUCAACCACAACCGCUUCCGCUUCGAGAUUCCGGACAACAUCGGCAACUCGCCGGUCUCCGUCCUCGUCCUCUCGCACAACACCUUCGGCGGAUGCCUCCCCGCCAGCCUCGCCAACAUGUCCGGCACGCUCAACGAGAUCUUGCUCAUCAACAACGGCCUCGAGUCAUGCCUGCCGCCGGAGCUCGGCCGCCUGCGGGAGCUCACGGUGCUCGAUGUCAGCCACAACCAGCUCGCCGGCCCGCUCACGCAGGAGGUGGCGGGGCUGAGGAAGCUGGAGCAGCUCAACGUCGCGCACAACCUGCUCUCCGGGCCGAUACCACAGGCCGUGUGUGCUCUGCCGCGGCUCAAGAAUUUCACCUUCUCAUACAACUUCUUCACCGGGGAGCCGCCGGCGUGCGCGCGCGUCGUGCCUCGGGGCAGCGACCGGGACAACUGCCUGCCGAAUCGCCCCGCUCAGCGGACGCGGCAGCAGUGCGCCGCCUUCUAUGCCCACCCGCCCGUCAACUGUGCGGCGUUCCAGUGCAAGCCGUUCGUCCUGCCUUCGCCGCCUCCGUCCCCGCCCCCGCCGUUGCCAUCACCGCCACCGCCUUCUCCGCCACCACCAUCCCCACCGCCGCCAUCACCUCCUCCGCCUUCGCCAUCUCCACCACCACCAUUACCAUCACCACCCCCACCUUCACCUCCACCGCCAUCCCCGCCUCCA